AAUGUAUCUGUCCACAUCAUCCAAACACAAAUCCACUCGUGUCACGUCUAUUCAAACAAAGCCCUAACUCUUCUUAUCUAUUGAUCUCCCACCAGAUUCGGUUGUAAUCGGAGCUUCCAUGGAACGUAUCAUCGGCGGCAAGUUCAAGCUCGGACGCAAGAUCGGCAGCGGUUCCUUCGGAGAGAUUUUCCUCGCUACACACGUCGAUACUUACGAGAUCGUAGCUGUUAAAAUCGAGAACAGUAAAACAAAGCAUCCUCAACUUCUAUAUGAAGCUAAGCUAUACAGAGUUCUUGAAGGAGGAAGUGGGAUUCCGCGUAUAAGAUGGUUUGGAGUGGACGGAACAGAGAAUGCUUUAGUGAUGGAUUUGCUAGGGCCAAGUCUCGAAGAUCUUUUCGUUUAUUGUGGGAGGAAGUUCUCACCAAAGACGGUCUUGCUGUUAGCUGAUCAAAUGCUAACAAGAAUAGAGUAUGUACACUCCAAAGGAUAUCUGCAUAGAGAUAUCAAACCUGAUAACUUCCUCAUGGGCCUAGGGAGGAAAGCGAAUCAGGUUUAUCUAAUUGACUUUGGACUUGCUAAAAGAUACCGUGAUGCCAACACCAACCGACACAUCCCUUACAAGGAAAACAAGAAUUUAACAGGAACUGCAAGGUAUGCAAGUUGCAAUACACAUCUUGGGAUUGAGCAAAGUCGACGUGAUGAUCUAGAAUCUCUUGGAUAUGUGCUUCUUUAUUUCCUAAGAGGCAGUCUUCCAUGGCAGGGUCUUAAAGCUGUUGACAAGAAGCAAAAAUAUGAGAAAAUAUGUGAGAAGAAGACAUCAACUCCUAUUGAGGUUCUAUGCAAAGAUCACGCUGUGGAGUUUGCUUCAUAUUUUCAUUAUUGCCACACACUGACAUUUGAUCAGCGCCCUGAUUACGGGUUCUUGAAGCGGCUUUUUCGUGAUCUAUUCUCCCGGGAAGGAUAUGAAUUCGACUAUAUAUUUGAUUGGACUAUUAUAAAGUAUCAACAAGCACAGAAAGCUAGAAAUCAGUCUCAGGCAAUUCCUGGGUCUAGCAAUGGUCGUGCAAUGCCAAUGGACACAAGCAAUCAUCAAGGAGGAACUAAUAUCUCACAUGAAGCUGAGUCCUCUGAGCGCGUUAGAUCCUCUAAUACUAUUGGUCCAACCCCCCGGAUGAAUAAUAAUAGGAGUCCAGGUUUUGAUCACUCCCUCCACAAUAAGAUGCAAAUGCCAUCCACUUCAGCAUCUCCUGCAAGUACUUCUAAAAGAAAUGACGUAAAGACAGUGUUCCCUCCUGAAACCUCAAGUUCUGGGAAUGGGGGUGGGAAGAGAACCGGUGGCUGGGCUUCAUCAUUCAUGUCUCGAGGGAAAUGACGCCAAAGCAAAAAGCAAAGUGUAGUUUUUCUUUCUUCUGAACUGCUGAGCAAAGAUUAUAUAUAGCCUUUGGGAGAAAUGAAGGAGUUAGUGACUAAGUGAGAGCUUUAAAACUGUGAUUUCUGCAGUGGAAUCUCUAGGCGAGGUUGCAGAUUCUACAUGACCAAAGCCUACUGUUACACACAAGGCAUGAAAGUCUUUUAUCUUUCCAUGAACAGCUUACUGACUUCACACCUUUAUAUAAUAUAUCUUGCAAACCGGACUUGUAAUUUGAUUGUAAUUUGAUUCUUGUGUUCCAUUCUCAUCUGUGUACUCUGGUUUCAUAUACAUGUUCAUAGUUCACUUGAUUUGUGGCGUAAUUUGCGUUUUGCUACUUGAUCAUCAUUUUGUUUGCAGAAACUUCAAGAGCCAGGCCUUGAGCAAAGAGUUUGUACAUGUCCUAAAAAGGCUUUUGAGUCAAGAGCUUGCUUGUGGCAGGGGACUUCAACAUCAUUUAGCCAGCUUUCUGAUAUCAAUGAUUUUGCCAAGAGUGGAGCAGUUUAAUCUGGAAAAGAACAAAUGUUAGUGAGCUCAUGAAGCCAGUCUAUUGGUGUCGGCCUGUGUUUCUGCGGUAUCAGACAGCUCGGUUUGUUUGCGCUCUUUAGGAAAACCAUCAUCACUUGCGUCAUCAUCUUCAUCAUCAUAAUUAUCAUCAUCACUAUCAUCCAAGAUAUAGGUGUAGGUGUGUUAUCUGCAGCUUCAACGGAAACAAAAUCUCAAGGCGUAAGAGAGGACCUAUUCACUAUCGUCAUAAAGUUGAACCACCACAUGAUAUUAUGAUGCAGUGACUUGCUUUCUAUAUAACAACAAUCUUUGGCCUCAUUUACCUAUUUCUUAUAUAUCUCUAUAUUUUUUUUUGUGCACAUUUCUUAUUAUAUUUAUGUUCUUUGAAUUGUUUACAUAUGUAGUUGAAAUUUUCUCAAAUCUGAAAAGAAUUACUUA
This is a messenger RNA of Brassica napus (rape), 2353 nucleotides long. RefSeq names its product casein kinase 1-like protein 3. Lineage: Eukaryota; Viridiplantae; Streptophyta; Magnoliopsida; Brassicales; Brassicaceae. Gene Ontology annotation, biological process: signal transduction; endocytosis; peptidyl-serine phosphorylation. The transcript is spliced from 13 exons. Gene Ontology annotation, molecular function: protein serine/threonine kinase activity; ATP binding. The record is from RefSeq and is a predicted model, not a curated record. Gene Ontology annotation, cellular component: nucleus; cytoplasm. The coding region runs from base 119 to 1372 and encodes 417 amino acids.